Capsicum annuum is the source of this 1235-nucleotide messenger RNA. Its product is annotated as 50S ribosomal protein L7/L12. NCBI's taxonomy places the organism in Eukaryota, Viridiplantae, Streptophyta, Magnoliopsida, Solanales, Solanaceae. The transcript is spliced from 2 exons. Gene Ontology annotation, molecular function: structural constituent of ribosome. Gene Ontology annotation, cellular component: ribosome. The coding region runs from base 210 to 788 and encodes 192 amino acids. The record is from RefSeq and is a predicted model, not a curated record. Gene Ontology annotation, biological process: translation.
AUAAAUAAUGUUUGCAUAACCUGAGGGGCCAAAGUUAAUACUCUUUUAUACUUAGUAGACCUAAAGCCUCAUUUCCCCAACUUUCCUACUUCUUCCAGUCGCUUAAACCCAUAUUCGGGUCGCCACCGUAAAUCACCACCAUCUCCGGCACCAUUACAAACUCCGACCAAUUCUCUCAUAAGCCCUUAUUGCCGUAAAAUUCUUUAACCAUGAGGUGCUUCAAUAGAUUCAUAUCUCAUUCUCUUCUUUAUCGCCGUUCCAGAACCAUUUCCGCAUAUUAUCAAACACCUUAUCUGCAUUCCCAAAUUCCACAUUUCACCAUUCAAAGUUUCUCAACAUCAGCUCAGGAAUCAAAGCCAGCACCAUCAGAGAGAGUAUCUUCAAUAGUCAAUGAGAUUUCAGGUCUAACGUUGUUAGAAGUAUCGGAUUUAGGUGAAGUUCUAAGGAAGAAAAUGGGUAUUGAAGAGAUGCCUGUAAUGGCAAUGAUGAUGCCCGGAAUGGGAUUUAGCGCUGGAGGGAUGAAGGGAAAAGGCGGAGCAGCUGCGGGGAAGACGGAGGAGAAAGCGGAGAAGACUGUGUUUGAUUUGAAGCUUGAAGGGGGAUUUGAUGCCGGGGCGAAGAUUAAGAUUAUUAAGGAAGUGAGAUCUUUUACUGAUUUGGGACUUAAGGAAGCUAAGGAUUUGGUGGAAAAGGCUCCAACUUGUUUGAAGAAAGGGGUUACGAAAGAGGAAGCUGAGAAAAUUAUUGAGAAGAUGAAAGGGGUUGGAGCUAAAGUUAUUAUGGAGUGAGAUUCCUUGAUUGUAUUUUUGCAACAAAGUUCCGGGAGCUAACAGGUCAUGACUUUGUAACAGAAUCUGGAUUUGGUGAUGCUUCAUGUUGGGAGGUUCGUGGUUACUGAGCAUGCAUUAGCCAGCUUAAAGGGUAGCUUUUCUAUUUUGAAAAUAAAGGUCUUGAGGCUCCUAGGACAUUGUAGAGCUAUUUGGUUGAACUGAUAUCUUAAGUGGAUUCACAUUGUUAUAGGUUCGAUAGGUUGUGAGCUGAAAAGACUGGUAUAUUUUGCAACCAUGGGUUAGUUUCUAAUUUCAGAAAGAUCAAAUUUGUACUCUUUCAAUUCUUUAGGCUCCAGUUGGUUUAAGAUUGUGAUGACAAUGUUGACAUACAUAGUGACAAAGCUGGACGAUGACAAUGUUGACAUACAUAGUGACAAAGCUGGACUUAUCCGAUUUUAAUUCGCA